GCGUGUUUUUGUAAACAUGUGAUAACACAAUCACAGGUUUUCUGGAUUUCUGUCUUUUCUGGUCGUUGAUUGCACUUCUGCAUUAUCCACGAUGGAAGUAAAUCCACUGAGUGUGAUCCUCGUCAAGUCGGACAGCAAGGGAGAUCGUCUCCUCUUCCGGUAUCCCUACAAUGUUGUGCCGCCUAGUGAGACGAGUCGUCAGAAAGUGAGGAAAUCUCCUUACUCCCUGCCUCCAGCUGAGGAUUUGCAGUCUUCCCACACCCACACCUCCAACAUCUACCAGGGCAACCUCUCAGGCUUCACCGACGAAGUGCUGUCGACGUUAUUCGCAGUAAAGCAGGAACUGUGCAACAGGAAGUUCGAAUUGAAAGUGAACGACGUGAGAUUCGUCAGUCAUCCAACGCUGAUGCAGCCCAAGAAGGAUGAACAGAAGUCCUUCAUCCUCGUCAACAUUGUCUUUGCCCUGCACGCCCAAGCUAGCUACUCCAUAGUGAAAUGCUACUACGAGCUGAGCAAGCGCCUGGGAAUUGCCCUGUUCUACGAGGAGGAUCGCGCUGGAUACCUGUCGGAUGAGAUGAAAAUCAUGGUGAAGACUCACGACGAGGUGGCCACGAUCUCUGAACAGGGUGGCGGCAAUGGAAUCACGCCCAAAGUGCCUUCCGUCUUCGAUCUUGUGCUCGAGCGAUCGAGUCUGGCGCAGUGCCUGAAGACUAUCUAUCACGAUCUGUGCACAACGGGUCUGUUGAGUGUCACCAUCAACCAGUGGAUGACGCUGAGCUUCUGUUUGCCGCAGAAGGCGCACCAGUUCCACAAAAAGGGCUUCAUCGUGGAGCCCGAAGCCAUCGAUCGCUGCCUGGAGUCACUGAAGCCCUAUCACGGGAUGUUGCUGCUGGUGGAUCCCUCAGAACUGCUCGAUUGCUUCCCUCCGUCCGGCGCCCGGAUGCUAAUCCAGCUGAUUGAGGUCUACAAUCCGCUGAAGAGCCUCCAAAACAUGGCCACAGACGCCGAUCUGGCCAUCGAGCACCUCUACCAACUCGUGGGGCACCUGGUUUACUGGGCCAAAGCCACAAUCAUCUAUCCGCUGUGCGAGACGAAUGUGUACGUGAUCGCUCCGGACGCACCGCUGCACAUCCAUUCGCCACUGGUGGAGAAGUUCAAACUCAAGUUCCCCAGAAUGUCGCUGUUCGAGGUGAUUAGUGACUUCUCCCUGCCCACAUCCAUUGGUCACCUCACGACGCCUCUACAGCCUCCGGCGCGCCAAGGAAGACUGGCUGAGAUGGUGCUGUGGAUGCUGCAGCAUCACUUGCUGAUGCAGCUUCACACCUAUGUGCAGUUCAUGCCAACAGAGCACGAAGAGCCGCCAGAGAUGGAGGAACAGCCCACGGAAUUCGACGCUGGAGACAAUUCCAUUUCCCCGGACGAUGAUUUGAAGUCUCCUCAGCAUGUCCAGUCAACCAAUGCCAGUGCCCAACACCAGUCGCCGCUCCCUCACAGACGAACACUUCUCCGAGAGUAUCCUGGACGACUCCACGGUAUUCGAGAACAUCGCAGCGCCACCCAGUUCCAGCCACAAGUCCAACUACAGCACCACGCAGAGCGUGUCGCUGAGCACAGACGCUGGCGAGAGCUUGGGAUCGGCCGAGGACGAGGAGAAGACAAAGGAACUCCUCCUGGCCUUCAACGAACCCGAGCGAUCGGCCGUGCGACAAGUUCCCGCCGCGUCCAAUAUCGAGGAUCUCGCGCUGAUGGUGAAGCUCUACCAAGCGGGCUACUUUGCCGGCAAUCAUCACCUCGAGGAGAUCAUCUACUUCGAGAACCUGCGGCGAUCACAAUUGCUGCAGCUCUUGGACAAGUUCAAGGACGUCCUGAUCAUCUACGAGACCGAAGAUCCCGCCAUCGCCAAUCUCUACACGCAAACAUAGCCAGAUUUUGGUUCCAACUUCCUGUUUUUUAUUGCUCAUAG
Messenger RNA from Phlebotomus argentipes, 1963 nucleotides. It is a transcript of the gene Nprl3, whose product is annotated as GATOR complex protein NPRL3. The transcript is spliced from 3 exons. NCBI's taxonomy places the organism in Eukaryota, Metazoa, Arthropoda, Insecta, Diptera, Psychodidae. Bases 92 to 1963 code for a protein of 623 amino acids. The record is from RefSeq and is a predicted model, not a curated record. Gene Ontology annotation, biological process: negative regulation of TORC1 signaling; TORC1 signaling; cellular response to amino acid starvation. Gene Ontology annotation, cellular component: GATOR1 complex.